Molecule: messenger RNA, 3654 nt
Organism: Neurospora tetraspora
Lineage: Eukaryota; Fungi; Ascomycota; Sordariomycetes; Sordariales; Sordariaceae
Product: putative CDC25 protein
Exons: 3
Coding region: 1-3654 (1217 amino acids)
Biological process (GO): Ras protein signal transduction; positive regulation of GTPase activity
Cellular component (GO): plasma membrane
Molecular function (GO): guanyl-nucleotide exchange factor activity; protein binding
Source: RefSeq, a predicted model, not a curated record
AUGCUAAUGACACAGACCCCUGUGUCGCUACUUCAGGGUCAGAAUACCACCAGUUCCUACAAUACCCAGUCCCAGAAAGCAACCUACGAUCGACGCGACCCCGACUUAAGCAACGCGACCACUUUGGUCGACCCUAACGACUCCUCGUUUUAUUUUGCGACCGACUCUGUUGAACCCAUGAAUGGCGUUGCAGGCACGGCGCCCGCGGGCACCAUGUAUGUCCGCGCGCUGUACGAUUACGAGGCAGACGACAGGACCAGUCUUAGCUUUCACGAGGGCGAUAUAAUCCAGGUUAUCACACAGCUCGAAAGUGGUUGGUGGGAUGGUGUCAUCAACGGUGUCAGAGGAUGGUUUCCUAGUAAUUAUUGCGAAGUAAUCCCUAGUCCCGAUGAAGCUCCCGGCGAGACCGAGGAUAAAGCCACCCACGAACAAGUAGUAGAGGAAGAGGCCGAAGACCACGAUGUCUACCACGAAAGUUUUGACGAGGAUGAUGCGUCGGAUCGCGAUGAUGACCCCGAUUCCCUUCCCAUCGAGGGAACCGAUGGCGGCAGGGCUGAUUUCUGGAUCCCUCAAGCCACCCCCGACGGCCGCUUGUUCUACUACAACACUAUGACCGGCGAGAGCAGCAAUGAAUUGCCGCUAGAGUCGCCUGCUUCGAUUAACGAGACCGGUCCCCGCGACCGCAUGACUGUGACGAUACCCGAAAGGACCAGGCCGCCUCCCGAGAUGAUGGCACGUGGUUUGACCCAGGAUGAAGAGGACGAAGACGAUAUCACCUCAGCCUCGGAAGUCGAGGGCGAGACGUUCAUGAAUGCAUCCAGAGGAUCACUCCCCAAGAACCGCCGCUUUUACGAUGGUGUCUCACCGUCCACGUCCAUGGAUUCUAUCAACGGACAGCCCUCCGGUAACAGGGGCCGCAACGAGACAUAUUCAAACGGUCAUCACCAUCCAGUGCCUAUGACAUCGACGACGGCAUUCACUAGCGCAACUUUCAACCUCCCUACCGCCGCUACAAUUCCUCGAUCCUUCUUUGACGAUGGUACUAUGCAACCUCUCACUUGGAGCCGACUGGUUGCCAACAUGAAAAAGGCAAUUGACCGUUAUCGGGAGGCCAUCAAGAACAACCACCGGUCCGAGUACGUUGCACGCGCCGAAGACAUCUCUGACCAUUUGCGCCUUCUCCUGGCGGCUGGUUCGGGGACAACCGACAACCAUUCCGGUCAGCCUUCCAUCAUCUCGACCAACAAGGCGCUAUAUCCUCAUUUCCGAGACAUGAUGUCAAAGUUUUCCAAGCUGGUGAUUUCUUCGCACAUUGCCGCUGCCGAUUGGCCCAACGCCGAGUCUGUCCAAAAGUGUCUGCAGGAGGCCGAUGGCGUUCUUAUGGGAGUUUACAGCUAUGUCGAAGUUGCUAGGCAGCAGAGGGGCGAAGACAUUCCUCGGCUGUUCCCUGGGUUCGUAAUUGGGUCCAACUCUGGCGGGAGCUGGCAGACUAAUGGUCUUGGCCCUCACGAUCCCAUUACCUCCAACUUUCUUGAUGACGAGGAGGGCGUAGUGGAGCCCACUGCCAUUCUCGACAACAAGUUGCUAGAAAGGCUGGAUGAGCAGAAGCGUAUGCUGGUUUCCAGCAUUCGAGAACUGGACAAGAGCUUGGUUGUCACGGAUAAGGUGUUGACUCCUUUCAGACACGAAGUGAUUGGCAACAACAUCUGCGCAGCCGGUGGCAAGGUCGUGGACAUGUUCAGGCCAUGGAUUGCCAUGAUUGAGUCUAUUGACCUUUCUUGCCUUGGUAGCAACGGGUUCCAGCAGCCGCAGCUUCUUGAUUUCGCGACAAACAAGCAAAGUUUGUAUGACAACAUAUCCGACCUAGUACUUGGCUGCCAGGCCGUCGCUGGCCCGCUCGCCGAUGAAUGGUCUGAGGUUCGGGGCCAUGCCUUGGAAGAGAGGCUAGACUAUGUUCGUCAGUGUGCUCGAGCAUUGGAGACCAACUCCUCGCACAUUGGCUUCUCCCUCCAACUACUCUCAGAGCAAGUCCAGAUGGUCAUGCAGCAACAAGCAGAGGCUCGUGCACGUGAACCUGUUCAACGAGCGCCGCUUAACAGAGCUGAUUCGUCGCCAUAUGAGCGGCACAUGAGGACUGACUCUGCCUUCUUGAGACCGGUAUUGAUGAGCUCAGCAUCAUUUUCGGAGGGCGACCCUACUGCUCCUACAUUCCAGCGUAAGGGUGACCCGUCAAAGAUGAAGAAGUUUUUCGGAGAAGAUCCCACCCCGAUUCAGCCUGUGGACGACACGCCUGAGUUCUUGCGUCUGGACUACGAAGCCGAGCUAUCUUGGGAUCAGAAGGUGCAGCCGCCCGUCGUCAAGGGUGGUACUCUCCUCGCUUUGGUGGAGCAGCUUACCCGCCACGACAAGCUUGAUUCGAACUUCAAUAACACCUUCCUGUUGACGUACAAGUCCUUUACUUCGGCUCGCGAACUGUUCGAGCUACUCGUAAAGAGAUUCGGCAUCCAACCACCCGAGGGCCUUACUCAGGCCCAGUUUGAGCAGUGGCAAAAUAGCAAGCAGAAGCUUAUCCGCUUCCGAGUGGUCAACAUUCUUAAGAACUGGUUUGAUAACUUUUGGAUGGAAGAUCAGAGUGAGGAGACAAAGGAGCUUAUCCGUGAUGUCUACAACUUCGCCAAUGACACAGUGAAGUCGACAGAGACACCAGGUUCUAAAGGCUUGAUCACCGUCCUGGACCAGCGACUGAGCGGCAAGGAAGUCAACGUUCGUCGCAUGAUCCAGACGGUCAACCAGAAUACCCCUGCGCCAAUCAUGCCAAAGAACAUGAAGAAGCUCAAGUUCCUGGAUAUCGAUGUCACUGAGUUUGCUCGCCAGCUUACUAUCAUUGAGUCGCGGCUGUACGGCAAGAUCAAGUCUACAGAAUGUCUCAACAAGACAUGGCAGAAGAAGGUUGCCGAAGGGCAGCCAGAACCAGCACCUAAUGUCAAGGCCCUUAUUCUGCACUCGAACCAGAUGACCAACUGGGUGGCUGAGAUGAUUUUGGCGCAAACCGAUGUUAGGAAGCGUGUUGUCGUCAUAAAACACUUUGUUGCCGUUGCCGACAAGUGCCGGGGUCUCAACAACUUCUCUACGCUUACAUCGAUCAUUUCAGCACUGGGAACCGCUCCCAUUGCCCGCUUGAAGAGAACAUGGGAUCAGAUUCCUCAACGCGUUCUCGCGACGCUUGAAACCAUGAGGAAGCUCAUGGCCAGUACUAAGAACUUCGGUGAAUACAGAGAGGCGUUGCAUCUAUCCAACCCUCCAUGCAUUCCUUUCUUUGGCGUGUAUCUUACGGAUCUUACCUUCAUUGAAGAUGGUAUCCCUUCGAUUCUGAAGAAGACGAACCAGAUCAACUUUGCAAAGCGGGCGAAGACCGCAGACGUUAUCGGAGAUAUCCAGCAGUACCAAAACGUCGCAUAUUCGCUACAGCCAGUACCCGAACUUCAGGACUAUAUCUUGUCCAAUAUGCAAGCCGCCGGAGACGUGCACGAGAUGUACGACAAGAGUUUGCAAAUCGAGCCCCGCGAGAGAGAAGAUGAGAAGAUCGUCAGGUAUGUAGAGCCAAAAUUACGCCAGGUAGCUUGUGAUGGGGGUGCUUUUUACUUAGCGAGGUGA